AACAUGAAGCUGACUAUUCUAUUUCUGGUCAUUUGUGUGGCUCUUUCCCAACAGCAAUUCUAUCAUCCCCGUAUGAUGAUGGGUUACCCCUGGAUGUCGCCCUCAUUUGCCCGACGACCCAUGUUCUUCAACAACUAUAUGGACCAUUAUCCCUAUGUAGGAGAAGCCAACAAUAUUCAAGCGAGAGUUAAGGGAUACGAGCCCUUGCCCCAAGAUGUGUUCAUGGGACAAGACGAAACGGGACAAAAUCGAUUUCUAUUCAACUCGGGCUCCUCUUCCAUUGGAAAUCCCUUGUUAAAAACUGUUACCUUCACGAUCACGUCAACUUGCACGGCACUGAGCGUCACGACGUGCGUUGCUAUCUCCAACCUUUCACCGAAUCCGGUUGCAUGCGCCGGACGAAGAAGACGAUUCGCCGAAUACAAUGACGAGCAGGGCGAGGACAUUGCAGCCCAAUAUCCCAUCGUUCCCAGCGAAGUUCGAAUUGUGAUGCCAACGGCUGAGCCCAGCACAGGUCUAGCCCGCAAUACACGCGAAUUGCCAUUUCGCAUCUCUUCUUCGCUGGACGAAGACGGUGAAUCGAACAGCUUCGCCAGCACAGACAUGCAGCUACGUGGUAAACGAUUCUUCAACUGGAACGCUUUUGCGACAGGAGUAACUGUAACGAGCUGGUCAGUCGUUUCGAGCACUUUCACGUCGACCCUUGCUAUUCCUGGCGUCAGUACCGUCCUUCCCUGUUUACCAGCUGGCUACGGUGUUUGCCAAAUUGCGGUUGGCAAAUAAAGCGUAAUAACAGAAGCCAAUACAAGCCGUUUGCA
Messenger RNA from Daphnia carinata, 818 nucleotides. RefSeq lists its product as uncharacterized. The transcript is spliced from 3 exons. The record is from RefSeq and is a predicted model, not a curated record. NCBI's taxonomy places the organism in Eukaryota, Metazoa, Arthropoda, Branchiopoda, Diplostraca, Daphniidae. Bases 4 to 783 code for a protein of 259 amino acids.